Molecule: messenger RNA, 1714 nt
Organism: Cucurbita pepo subsp. pepo (vegetable marrow)
Lineage: Eukaryota; Viridiplantae; Streptophyta; Magnoliopsida; Cucurbitales; Cucurbitaceae
Source: RefSeq, a predicted model, not a curated record
CUGAUGUACAAUCUGGAGUGUACUUCGUGGUGCCCUCGUUUCUCAGCUACUAUUGCAUUGGGCAAAUGAUGCAGCAACUUGUGAUUGAAAGUUUCUUAUCACAUUGAUUUUUUUGUCUGUUUAUUUUCUUGGUCACAGCAUUUGAUUUUUGGUUUUCCUUGACCACUUGUUUUCUUCUCUAAUAUCUUCCCAUUAAACAGUGGAUGUGUACCAUCAGAAGCUGCGCCAAAUGAGAAAACGAGUGUGUUUCAACCAAUUUUGCAACCCCAUGUGAGCCUUGAUGAUGUAGGUCCAACCAGACACCUACUUUGAUAUUCUUUUGUUCACACCUCCUCUUCCUCACUCUCUAUAUACAUAAAAACCAAAUGAACAACCAUCUUCCAACUCGAACUGCAGAUAGAUUAUCAUCCCAAGUAUUGCAGAUUUUUACUUCAAGAUCAACAUCGGCCACAACGACUGACAGUUGCUUGUUCUUCUUUCACUUCAAGAAGAUUUAAAAAUGGGAAUCCGUUUGCCUUCAAUUCUUCUUCCUACCAAGCAAAUUCUCAAAAUGCAGGGCGCUUCUUCAAAAGUAAAGUCCAAUAUUCCCAAAGGACAUAUUGCAGUCUAUGUGGGGGAAAUCCAAACAAGGAGAUUUGUGGUUCCAAUUUCUUAUUUGAACCAUCCUUCUUUUCUAAACCUACUAAAAAGGGCCGAGGAAGAGUUCGGAUUCAAUCAUCCAAUGGGUGGUCUGACAAUUCCCUGCAGAGAAGAGACCUUCAUUGAUCUCACUUCUAGGUUGCAGAUAUUAUGAGAGAUGGAGAAGAAAGAUCAACCAUCCACACAGUUUUGCCAACCUGUUUUUUUUUUUUUUUUUUUUUUUUUUUUUCAACUUGUCCUAGUCAUAGUAGAAUAUCAAUGUAUAGGAAGUACAUCAAAAUGACUGUAUUUAGGGUGGAAAACUGAUCUUCCCACCUGAAACGGCAAUAGCACAUAAAAACUGCAAUUGCACCGAGCAGUAAAGUGACUUUUUUUUCAAAGAGAAAACUAUGCCCCAUCAACGCAUUCAAUAUAUAUGCCAUUUUUCUCUCUGAAUUACAUCGAAGUUCUCAUAUUCUUAUGUUGAAUGCAAUUACAUGGAUGAAUCUUGAGUAGGAAUCCCAGAUUGAAACAACUGAAAAGAAUAUAUUUAACGUAAGUAAAUAAUAAUAAUAAUAAAUAAAUAAGAACUUUAAAGUGCCCCUCCCAGAAACCAAAGCUUUUUGACUUGUCAUCUUGAAGCAAUUAACUCUCUUUAUGUGUUGAAAUCGUAUCUAAUCUGUUAUCACGACCUAACCAAAUAGGAUUUUUUUAUACUGAAAUUGUGAAAAUCUAAUCUAUUAUAUGAAUUUUAAUCUCCAUUAUUACGGUGCUUUGCAGUGUUCUCAAUGUAAAAAAGAGAGAGAGAGAGAGAGAGAGAGAGAGAGAGAUCCUGAGAAACAGGCCUUGUUAUUAUUACACUUCCAUAUGUUCAAAGUUUCAGUAAAAAAAUGCAAUGCAGGUUAAUCCAUAUCGGCUGGCAUGGAAGCUGCUCAAAAUUUAAUUACAUUGAAAAAGAAAUAUAAGAAUAACCAGAAACAAUCAUUUUAAGAUAAAAUUUACUGAUGCUUAUACAAUGUAUUUGUCUACUUCGAUGCUGGUGAUUUGAAGAACUAUGAAACUGAAGUUCUACCGAAGACGAUAAACAGAUUAAUAG